UUAGUGUCUCACUGGCAACGAGAUAGAUUGGAUUGUUUGGUGAUGUACGCGAGCGUGUAAAAUCACGGCCAUCGACAAAUUAUCGGGAUAAAGUGCAUAAAAAGUACGGAUAUCGCAACGAGGAAAAUCAAGUAAUAGAGACAAACGAAAUAAUAUAAAAGACAAAAAUUGUGAGAGGAAGAAAAGAAUGACAGAUUGAUUUUGGUCAUGAUAUGCUACAAGAAAAGUUUAUCGAUGUGAAGAUGGAAGAUGAGGCUGACAUCAGGGAACAGCUCUUUCACAAUACUGUGCGAGAGAACAUCAUAUUUCUCCUUCUCUUUCUUCUACUUUGCAUUUCAAGCUACGCACUGAUUGCGAGAUUUCGUCGAAGGGACAGAGAAGAUUAUUUUUCAGUGGAUGAAGAUGAUGCCACUGUUUAUAGGAUCAGUCUUUUAUUGUGUACCGUUGCCUUAGCAGUGUCUAUUGGAGCAACGUUGUUAUUACCCAUAUCGAUCGCUAGCAAUGAGGUUCUUAUAUUGUAUCCUAAUAGCUACUACGUUAAAUGGCUCAACAGUUCUCUCAUACAAGGACUUUGGAACCACGUUUUCCUCUUUUCCAAUUUAUCUCUCUUCGUAUUUUUACCAUUUGCAUAUUUAUUCACGGAAUCGGAAGGAUUUGUCUGUUAUAAAAAGGGUGUUAUGGCUAGAGUAUAUGAAACUGUAACAGUUUUGUGCCUAUUAGGAACACUCGUGCUGGGAAUGGUAUAUGUUUUGUCUGCUCUCAUAGAUUAUCAAAAAUCUAGUCUCCAUACACUGUUGAGUAUAUGGAGCUAUUAUUUACCUUUCCUCUACUCUUGUGUUUCUUUCGUAGGUGUAAUGUUACUAUUAUUGUGUACCCCAGUUGGAUUUGUGCGAUUGUUCGAUGUUGUUGGCUCGUUUCUCGUAAAACCUCAGUUCCUAAAGAAUUUGGAUGAAGAAUUUUUUGCUUACAGAUUAGAGGAGGAUUGUAUUAGAAGAAGACUGCAACAUGCAAAAACGACAGGCAAAUCGUAUGUUUCGCCAGUACCUAUGUCUCUACCAGGUUGUAAUACAAUGGUCGAAGACGACGAACUUCUUAAUUUGAGUCCUGGAUUAAUGUGCCUCAGAAAUGGCGCCCUUCAACGUGGACUGGCCCAGAGAUUAGAAGAUGUUCAAAAGAAAAGAAACGUUUUAGACGAACAAAGACGAACUUGGUGGGUACGAAGAACACUACUUUAUCCUUUGGCAAUGAUCGCUCUACUUAUUCUCUCCACUGCCACGGCCUUAUUAGCGGUUCAGAAUACCUUGGAACUUCUUAUCGGCAUUAAAGCUCUACCAUUAAGUACGAGGCAAUUUACGCUGGGCAUCAGUUCUUUGUCGAAACUCGGGCCUAUCGGAGCUACGGUUGAAGUCUCAGUAAUACUUUACCUAGCCGCGACGAGUGCAAUUGGGCUUUAUUCGCUUCCAGGAGUGAGAAGGGUACAACCACGAUUUCGUUCCACUCCACUUACGCAUCUCAUCGCCAAUUGCGUUCUUUUACUUGUACUCAGUUCGGCAUUACCACUGCUUUCCCGAAUAUUAGGAAUGACGAACUUUGAUCUGCUAGGAGACUUUGGUCGUAUAGAAUGGCUUGGCAACUUUAAACUCGUAUUCUUGUAUAACUUAAUCUUUGCUACGGCGGUAAUCAGUUGUCUAGUUACGAAAUUUACAGCAACCGUAAGAAAAGAAAUUUAUGCCAGAUUGAGGAGUAGUUUCGUAGGCAUAUUUAAAGGGGAAUGCAAAAAGAAUUCAUUGGCAAUGUUUUCUACGAAGGAAGAAUAGACUGAUAUAUCGUAAGGAAGAAACAACAGAAAUAUAUACUUCUUAUUUAUUGCUUACUGAGAAGCAAAGAGCAGUGAUAUAAUUAUAACAAAAUUUUUCUUUUGAUUUUUAAUUUAGUUUAAUCGUAUAAAUCAUGCAACAUCAAGAAUUUUUGAAGGAAAGAUAAAUAUUUACUUAUUACUUAUUUAAGAUUAAAUAUUUGCACUGAUUGCAAUCAAAAUGUUAGAUUCUAACGGCGUGUAUCAUUUCACUUGUUUAUUCUUUCAAAAUUUUCUCCAUCAAAACAAAAAGCAAAAGCGCAAUGCUGAUUAAAAUAAAUAAUAUUAUUCUGAUAUUGUCCAGUAUAGUACUAGCGAUUAUUUAUCAUAUAAUUACUAUUAGAAUUGUUAUUUAUCUUGAAGCAUAAUAUAUGCGUCUAUCUUACGAGUGUUUAAUAAAAAUAAAUCGGAGGUAGUCACGACAAUGACAGUUUUAAGCCAGUAUUGUGAUAAAGACAAAAUAGACUUAUCAGGUGGAUGUGUGAACUUUUGUGGAUAGCAUAUUGCAUAAUGCACAUUCGGCUUUCCUAAAAACAAUGUUUUUUCUAUCAAUUUGUUCGUUGAUAGAAACUUUUUCUUUUCUGUUUAUAACAUAACAUUUUUAAGUAAUUUUUUAACCUAAAUUUUUCAUACGUAGCAGAAAAUAGGUCAAAUUUUGCUCGUCCAUUGCUAAAAUGUGCAGGUAAAUGCAUUUCAAUCGAUUUCGUACAAACAUUUAUUUAUUGUAAUGCAUUUUAUAAAGAUGUUGUCGUCACUAUCUUUAUUUAUUGUGAAAUUGCCUUGUUAUAAAUAAAAUACAUAUGCGAUGGAAAUGAGUAACUAAUAAGUUAAGAAAUAGUAGGACAUUGAAAAAGUAAUGAUAUUUCUCAAUGAGUCUUUCGUUGUUCUUUGAUAAAAUAAUAAAUUAAUAACAUGCAUUUCAAUGCAUAUAGACAGACUGUACGCAAUGCUUUAGAGUCAACGGAGAAGAGGUAAUAAAUAUUUAUCCUGUUUGUAAAAAGCAGUUGAUAUAAAUGGAAUCUACUCAAUAUUUAUCAAAACGCAAAUCUUUAAGUAAAUAUGUAUUUUUACACAUGGAAUCUUUAGAUCCUCUGUAUCCAUGACUAUUUAGCAUCUAUAUUAGUGCUAGGUCAAUUUCUUAGAUUUUUUGCAGCAAUAUUAUGUGAUAAUACAUCUCGUCAAGAAGACAAUACAAUAUUAAGACGUGCACUGGCACUAACAUACUCAUAUUUUUUAUAUAUUACGUAUAUAGGAUAUAGUUUCUCAGGAUAUAAAGUGUACUGCUUUACACUUAUGUUAUACAUUCUUUAAGUGAUGUCAUGAAAUUCUUGCUUGUUUUUACGACAAAUUACUUUGUCAAACUAAAGUGUUUUAUUGGCAUCAUUGACUCAAAAAUAUUGUAUUAUAUUUUUCUUCAAAGACCGUCAUGUACAUGUGUGUGUAUGUGUGUGCGUGUGCGCGUGCAUGAUGUGUAUAAAGCUCGCGCUGAUGAAAAAUCUGUAAUAUACUUAGUAUCUAGGAAAUUCUACAAACAUGCUAUUGUAUAAGUAAUGUAACAUUUUUUUUAUAUUAUGGGAUAAAAAUUUUUAUAAACGUCAUAAUACUUUAUCCCCUGAUCUUAUCUGUAUCAUAGUUAAAAAUAUGUAAAUAAUGUUAUUUAUUCUUGUGUACGUACACUUGCACAUAUAAUUUUGCGAAAACACGAA
Molecule: messenger RNA, 3561 nt
Organism: Vespula pensylvanica (western yellowjacket)
Lineage: Eukaryota; Metazoa; Arthropoda; Insecta; Hymenoptera; Vespidae
Gene: lili
Product: protein Lilipod
Exons: 10
Coding region: 213-1817 (534 amino acids)
Biological process (GO): signal transduction
Molecular function (GO): transmembrane signaling receptor activity
Source: RefSeq, a predicted model, not a curated record